This is a messenger RNA of Drosophila sulfurigaster albostrigata, 3128 nucleotides long. RefSeq names its product CLIP domain-containing serine protease B8. Gene Ontology annotation, biological process: proteolysis. Gene Ontology annotation, molecular function: serine-type endopeptidase activity. Lineage: Eukaryota; Metazoa; Arthropoda; Insecta; Diptera; Drosophilidae. The record is from RefSeq and is a predicted model, not a curated record.
AGCGGUUGUUGAGUCUCUGCCGUCGGAGUCUCUGUCUCGCGCGUCUGCAGCAUUCAAAUUGAAUUUCAAUACACGGCGGAGCGUUCACGCGAGCGGAUUCACAUUGUGUGUGCGUUGGGCAUUACGAUUUUGCCGUAUCGAUCGAAUUUACGUUUUGCUUUUUGUCGCCUUUGUUUUGCGAUUGCGUAUACGCCGCGUCUGCCCACUGCAGUGUUUACACAUUACGUUGCACUCUCGUCUCGUGUCAUUCGUGUCGCAUCACGCUGCGUCGUGCCACGUUUUCUUCUUCUGCCGCGACUUUGGCGUCUUCUCUCUUCGUGUCACGAUCAAUUGCUGAUGUACCUGUACCCCAACAACGGCGCAUUGUGGGCGACCAGCGCAUUGCUCGCCCUUGGCUUUGCCACCUGCACGCUGCAGUCCGUUGAUCCACUCGUCCCUGCCCCCGACUGCGAUAUACCCAACGAAACGAAACGCGGCAUCUGUGUGCAGGUGAACGAAUGUGCCGCCUAUUUACAGGUGCGCAAUGUGACCAAUUUGAGCUCGGAACGCGUCAAUUUCCUGAAGAAGGUUCAAUGCGAAGUACAGAGGCAGAAAAAAAGUGAUGCAGAUUACAAGCCACUUGUUUGCUGUCCAGCUAAUGGCCAGGACUAUCUCUAUCCGGUCAUACAGUUCUCCAAGUUCGAGUAUCGUCGCUUUUUGGAUGUAACGGCGCGUUUCAAGCGCAAAAAGCUCAAGCGACGCAUACAAACGGUGGAGCCGAGCACGGGCUUCAAUUUGUUGAACGAAUGCGGCAAGCAGGUGACAAAUCGCAUCUAUGGCGGCGAAAUUGCCGAGCUGGACGAGUAUCCCUGGCUGGCACUGUUGGUCUAUCAUUCAAAUGACUAUGGCUGCAGUGGAGCUUUGAUCGAUGAUCGUCAUAUACUAACAGCCGCCCACUGUGUGCAGGGCGAAGGCGUGCGAGAACGACGUGGACUCAAACACGUGCGUCUGGGCGAAUUUAAUGUGAAGACGGAGCCAGACUGCAUAGAGGAACCGAACUAUUUGAGUUGUGCGGAUGCCGCACUGGAUAUUGCCUAUGAGCACAUUCAUGUGCAUCCGGAGUACAAGGAGUACUCGAACUACAAGUACAACGAUAUUGCCAUUAUACGACUGAAGCAUCCGGUUUCAUUCACGCACUUCAUUAUGCCCAUUUGCCUGCCAAACAAAAGCGCUCAGACGCCGCUCGUCGAGGGCCAAAUGUUCUCGGUCUCCGGCUGGGGACGCACCGAUCUCUUCAAUAAUUACUUUAUUAACACGCACAGUCCCAUCAAGCUGAAGCUGCGUAUUCCCUACGUCUCCAACGAGAACUGCAGCAAGAUUCUCGAUUUAUAUGGCGUUCGUUUGGGACCGAAGCAACUCUGCGCCGGAGGUGAAAAGUCAAAGGACACGUGUGCCGGCGAUAGUGGAGGUCCUUUGAUGUACUUUGAUCGUCCAAACUCUCGCUGGGUGGCCUAUGGCAUCGUUAGCUACGGGUUCACACAAUGCGGAUCUGGACCCGGAGUUUAUACGUCCGUCUUGAGCUACAUGAGUUGGAUCGAGAGCAUCAUAAAGGCGCAGAGUUAAGAAUUUCGAAUUUAUGGAAUGCUGGCACGUCAAGAUUGACGUCAGAUUUAGACUUUGGGCUGUUUUAUUUUUGUGUUUUUUGUUUUGCUAUUCAAAGAACGUUUAACAAUUAGGGGCGCCUAGGCGAACGAGGGGCUGAUUGACGUGGGUGGGGAGGGAGCGAGGGCAUUGUACUGUUUGUGUCUCUAAAUAUUUGUACAUAUUUUGCUAAUUAUCUAACUUUUUUCACCUUACGAAUAGUGUGUGUGCUGUGCGUAUGUGAGUGUGAGUGACUACGUAUAUGUAUAUGUAUGUAUGUGUGUGUGUUAACAAAAGUCUGAAAAACAUGUUUCUAUUUAAAUAAUCUAUUAAAAUAUUUACACACACUUGUGGUUUCAAUUAAUCAAAUGCCAGAAAUGUUUCGAGACUCCAUCUUCACCACUGGCCUUGGCGAUUUGAUAGUUGGAUUUAUGGCUGCUAACUGGAGCUGGAUUUCUGUUGACCAAGUCGCUGUUGAUGAUAAUGAUUCAUGUUGGAAAACGAAAUUACAAUAAAAUGUUUAGUAUAUACAGUAUUGCCCUUGAGUGAUCGACGAGAGUUGAAAGAAAAUGGCCAACAGGGAGACAGUCGUCAGUCGUUGUCAGCCGUCAGCUGUUUCACUACUUUUCCAGCAGCUGGUUAAACUUGAUAUUGCAGUUUUUUGAUGUCGUCAUUGAUUGCCACACUUUGCUUUCACUGCCCAUUCGCGUGCACCAGUCGAACAUCAUCAGCUCCAGACCUGACACGGCUCGACUCUCAGUCGCGACUCAUUUCGACUCGGCCAAUUUAAGCGACAAUGAUGCAAUGCAGCCAACGAGUCAGCAGCGAAGUGGUGGACAAGACGAAGACAACGACGAAGACGCAGCCGAAGUCGAAGUCGAAGUCAACUGCUGCCCAAAAUUCAAAUCGAUGUCAUUCAUCCAUCAGGCAGGCAGGCGGUUUAUAGCCAAAAAUAGCAGCAAAACAAAGCACAACAUUUGUAUGCACAGUUAGCUGCCAGUUGGCUUGGCCCCCCUUUUUCAACAGUCCCCCACUCACCCGCGCUUUGGGCCAUCGUUCUGCACACUGUGCCACUGACCAAAAUUGGCCUGACCAAUUGGCUGAAUGAUGAUCAUGAUUGUCAUUAUCAUCGUUGUCAUCAUGACGAAGACAAGCUGUGCGUCAGCGCAGUGAAAGUGAACUUGACUCUUUGACGCGCUCAUCUGGAUGCUGAUGUUGGCGUUAAUGUUAAUGUUAAUGUUAUGGCUCAUAUGCGAGUGUGUGUAUACACACACAUACGUAUAUGAUAUAUGCCACAUUAAUAUUCAUGAUGAAGUUUAUCAGGCAGAAGACAGCUUGGCGCUUCAACGCUUUGGCUGCAUUACUAUUACUAUUGUUGUUAUUAUCGCCCUGUUUGCUCUGCUCAUUAUGAAGCUUUGGCGAUUUUUUCGUUAACCUUGAACUACAUCGAUAUGCGUGUGUACAUAUACAUAUAUAACGUAUGAUUAAUGUUGGCGAAUUGGCAAACA